Hemibagrus wyckioides is the source of this 1140-nucleotide messenger RNA. RefSeq names its product polymeric immunoglobulin receptor-like. The record is from RefSeq and is a predicted model, not a curated record. The transcript is spliced from 6 exons. Bases 96 to 1070 code for a protein of 324 amino acids. NCBI's taxonomy places the organism in Eukaryota, Metazoa, Chordata, Actinopteri, Siluriformes, Bagridae.
GCAGGACAGAGACAGUAACAGCGUGUAACAGAACAGGAGCUUUAAUAUCUUUCUGAAGUGGAGUUGGUGUGGAGAUCUGUGAGAGUGAACGCAGGAUGAAGAUCCUCCUCAUCUUCACCCUCUGUCUGAUCUCAGAUGGAGGAGCCUCAAAGGAAGUAACAGGAUAUUCAGGAGGAGGAGUCCUUAUCAAGUGCAAGUAUGAUACAGAAUACAGACAAAAUACAAAAUAUUUCUGUAAGGGUUCAUGGCCAGGCUGUUCUGAUCAAAUAAUGACAGAAGUUAAAAACCAGUGGGUAAAUUCAGGAAGAUUCUCACUGUAUGAUGACACCAAAUCAGCAGAGUUCUGGGUGAUGAUCAGAGAGCUCACUAUACAGGACACUGGGACGUACCAGUGUGGAGUUGAUAUAAAGUCGUGGACAGACAUUUACACCACUGUGGAACUGAACAUAAGGAAGGUAAAUCUAUCAAAUGAGAAGUCCAUCAGUAAGACUGUCCAUGCAGGAGGAGAUUUGACUGUCAGCUGUAAAUACCCAGAAUCCCUCAGGACUAACCCUAAGUUUCUCUGCAAGCAGAAUCAAAAUGGUGCUUGCUCUUACAAAGAGGAAAGUAAAAAAAAUGUAACUAUGGGGAAAUUCUCCCUGUAUGAUGACAGAGCAAUACAAACCUUCAGUGUGAUUAUUAGAGAUGUAACUGAGCAGGACUCUGGUGAAUACUGGUGUGGAGCUGAAGCAGCCUGGACAUCUGAUCAUGGAUACAGGGUUUAUUUCACACGGAUCAACCUGACAGUUACUGAGUCACUUGUCCCAUUUUCAACUUCAUUACCACAAUCAUCAUCAUCAUCUUCAUCAUCAUUAUCAUCAUCCACACUUCUCACAAAUACAUCUUCAACUCCUACAGGAUUUCCAGCUUCCACUGUGAUCACUGUGUCUGUAAUUCUGCUGCUGUUUCUGAUUGGAAUCAUAAUCCUCAUUGUUAUUGUGCAAAAGAAACACAAGAUGCAAGAGGGCAGUAGAGGGCUUCUGGCAGUAGAGCAGUUCACACUGACAUGGAGUAAUACAUAUCAUCAGUAAAGUUAAUUCUGGAGCACUGAGAGGAAAAAUAACUCACACGGAGAAAGAUGCUCACAUGCAGAAUACUAAU